GGCUCAGGGCCCAUAUACAUUCCAUCCUCGUGAUUCAUCACCUAGAGAUUUCUACCCGUUCAUCUUCGUCACAACGAACCUGCUCGAGUGCUGAGGACAUCCCUUGAAGACGACCGUUGAAGAUGACUGCUGAAUACAAACUACUCGAGCUCACUCUGGUCGAUGUUCUGGAUAUGAAGGAGAUGUCGAUGCUCAUCUUCGCAGCGGUUUUCGGUCAAAGUCCGCAUAGUCUCUGUUCAGGUGGUCGCAAGCUGGUGCCGCAUCGGAUCUCAUCCUAGUAAAGGGCCACUACCCCAUCGCGUGAGCCUCUCACCUCCGCAUCCAUUACACCAUCAUAUCCUAGCUGCCCAAUGCGCUCGUCUAGGACAGAUUCUUCGUCUCAUUGCUCUGAUACUACUCCCUUUCUUUGGUAGCCCAGUCCGACGUCGAUAUCCCACCCACGGUCACUCUCGCAGAUCAACCGCUCCCGUGAAGACUCUGAGCUUUCCAGCUCGAUAUACGUAUCUUUGUGCGCUACCAUUCGCCCCACGUACGAGCUCUGCUCAACGCUCCAAACCAACGUCAAAACCGAUUUCCACCUGCGUCCGAGGCCUUUGGCCGCCCAUAAAUUUCUCAACCCCGCCAAAGAGAUCAAAACAUACGCACAUCUGCCGACCGCUUCAGCUCCACACGCUUCGUUCUCCUUCCGCCCUCUAUCUAUCAAACUACCUCUUAGUCCCUUGUGGAGAGGGGAGUACGCAGAGCAAGUGGGACAGCAGACGAAAGGCAUAGCCGGAAGGAUGGUCAGAUGAUGAUGAAAAUCUGGGACCGGAAAUGACGAGGGAUCCGAGGCCGUGAUUCGAAGCGAAAGUGGCGUUGGAGGGGGUCGGAAACGAGAGGACAGUGAGACGGAUUGUAGAGGGCCCUGUCUUGGAUGAUGAUGAUGCCAGAGUGGAGCGAGACGAGGAGGUCGAUAGGAAGAACACGGGUGAAGGUCGAACUGAGAGAAUGUGAGCCUGUGGGCGAACGGCUUGAUGUGGCGUCGGUACGUUACAACCUUCGACCGGCCAGAAAAUCAU
Stereum hirsutum FP-91666 SS1 is the source of this 1058-nucleotide messenger RNA. RefSeq lists its product as uncharacterized. Lineage: Eukaryota; Fungi; Basidiomycota; Agaricomycetes; Russulales; Stereaceae. The transcript has 3 exons. The record is from RefSeq and is a predicted model, not a curated record. The coding region runs from base 123 to 278 and encodes 51 amino acids.